UGUUCCUUAUUCUUGUUCGUAGAUGCGUGUAAUAUCACUCUUGAUCCAAAUACUGCACAUGAAAUGCUCUCAGUUGCAGAGGACAACAAAACAUUGGUGCGUAACUCAGAGCCAAUGAUUUAUCCUGAUCACCCAGACAGAUUUACUGGCCUCCCACAGAUUCUGUGUAAAGAGCGUCUGUCUGGACGCUGCUACUGGGAGGCCGAGUGGAAAGGACUGGGUGACAUGGUGGUGUCUUAUGGAGGAAUCGGCAGGAAAGGAGAAAGUCUUGAUUGUCGUUUCGGAGCCAAUGACAAGUCCUGGAUUCUGAGCUGCUUUAUUGGAGAGAAACUGAUUGCCUGGCAUGAUAACAUGGGGGUUUAUAUUCCUCUCCCAACAACUCCCUAUAACAGAAUUGGAGUGUUUCUGGAUGAGCCGGCCGGCAUUUUGUCCGUCUUCAGUGUCCCUGAUGAAAACACACUUAAUCACUUGUACACGUUCAAAACCAAAUUUACUGAACCCCUCUAUGCUGGAUUUGUGCUUUAUACAGAGUCAGUAGCCCCUUUCACACAUACAGACCUUUCCGGAAAAUUGCCGGCAAUUUUCUGGAAAGGUUGUAUGUGGUUUCAGACAUUCAAAUACACAUGA
This is a messenger RNA of Danio rerio (zebrafish), 627 nucleotides long. NCBI's taxonomy places the organism in Eukaryota, Metazoa, Chordata, Actinopteri, Cypriniformes, Danionidae. The record is from RefSeq and is a predicted model, not a curated record.